Molecule: messenger RNA, 830 nt
Organism: Suncus etruscus (white-toothed pygmy shrew)
Lineage: Eukaryota; Metazoa; Chordata; Mammalia; Eulipotyphla; Soricidae
Gene: DYDC1
Product: DPY30 domain containing 1
Exons: 6
Coding region: 1-525 (174 amino acids)
Cellular component (GO): Set1C/COMPASS complex
Source: RefSeq, a predicted model, not a curated record
AUGGAGUCAGCAUAUCUCCAAAAGCACGUUGGGAAAUGUCUAACUCUAGGUCUUGCGGAAUUGGCAAAAAGUCGCCCCACAGAUCCAAUAGAAUAUUUGGCAUUAUGGAUUUACAAAUACAAAUAUAAUCUGAUUGCGGAACAACAGAGACAAAAGGAAAUGGCUGAGUUGGAACGUGAGAGAGCAGUAGCUCUGCUGCGACAGCAAAUGAUGGAGAAGCUCAAAGCAGAGGAGCUCCUGUUUCAACAGCAACAACAGGCAUUACAGCUAGAGUUGGAAAUGCAAGAAAGGGAGAGGCAGAGAAUAAUAGAAUUACAGAGAGCUCAAGAACAGGAGAAGGCAAUGAGAAUGUAUAUGGAAAAUAUGAAGAGAGCUGAUACUUUCAGAGAGGAAGCAUCAGCAGACUCAGGCAAAACACUAGCUGAAAUCAGUGAUCGCUAUGGUGCACCUAACUUGAGCAGAGUAGAGGAACUUGAUGAACCGAUGCUCUCCGAUGAGUUCUCAGGAGCAAGCUCUGACCAGUGAGAGGGAGUGACACGUCGGGAUUCAGUCCCUCCCUUCUCACCCAUCCUCACCCACUCUUCUCACGUGCUCUGAGGGACUUAGACAGAAGUGAACCCUGUGGUUCUGCCAGAGACAAGCCUGUUGAGUUGAAAGGAGGAAAACACAAAAAUACCUCAGGCCAAGGCAAAGCACCAAGAGUUACCCUGAAGCAUCUGAGCGGAGAAGAGUGAAGAUGAAUGGACCCGUGGACGGCCUGUGUGACCGCUCUCUGAGCGAGGAAGGCGCUUUCAUGUUUACUUCAGAGUCGGUGGGAGAAGGACAUCCAG